Messenger RNA from Apis florea (little honeybee), 1794 nucleotides. RefSeq names its product G protein alpha o subunit (gene Galphao). Gene Ontology annotation, molecular function: G-protein beta/gamma-subunit complex binding; GTP binding; GTPase activity. Gene Ontology annotation, cellular component: cytoplasm; heterotrimeric G-protein complex. The record is from RefSeq and is a predicted model, not a curated record. Gene Ontology annotation, biological process: adenylate cyclase-modulating G protein-coupled receptor signaling pathway. Lineage: Eukaryota; Metazoa; Arthropoda; Insecta; Hymenoptera; Apidae.
CCUCUGGGCGGGGCGAGAGGGCGCCUCAGUCGUGUACCGGAUCCCACCAGGGAAGCGUCCAGCUCCUCGAACGUUUCGGAGUUGCUCGUUCGCUCGGAUCUCUCUCUUUUCUCUCCAUCAAUCUUUCGAAAAACGCUCCUCGCGAUUUUUAGAGGUUGUGUUUAACUAUAACUAAGAGGUAUAAAACUCAUAUAAUCGGAUAACGCAUAGAAAGAGAGAGAGAAAAAGAGAGAGUAAACGUGAGAGCGGUUAUAGUGUCCUUCUCUGGGAUUCGAGAUAUCGUCUUUUCUUCCUCGUACCCCGUAGUAGUAGUUCGAAACGAGUCGUGCAUAGUAUUACUAUAGUUCCAGCGGUGCGGAUCAACCAGUGAUCAGUUCGACGCAACGCUGUUUAUAUCUUAUCGAAAGAUCCAGGAACGAGUCUAUAUGAAAAUAUUCCUUCGUUCAAAGUAAUCGGCGUUUCGUUUACUCUUCCCAUUGGCUUAUCCGGUUCGCGUUUGUUGCGUUUGCUUGUUCGGUUCUUGCCGGUUAUAUCGAUUCGAGAAGUGAUACGGGCGUACAUAUAUAAAGAUACACGCACAUCUCAGUGAAACAAGUGAGAUAUACGUUAAGAAGAGGUGCGUAAAAAGAGUUUUGGAAGUAUCUACGGGGGAGAGACGUCUAUGUGCGCGCCCGGAGACACAGAGAGCUACCCUGGCACCUAGCGGACGACGCGGGGUGGCUUCACCAAGCUAGUGCUUGCGAGAGGGUUAAACUCGUUCCAGGGUGGCGGGCUUGGUCAGCAGGAAGCGGCGAGCGUCGCGGAGCAGUAGCUAGUGAGGAGGAGAGGAACGGUAACGAAGAAGACGAAGACGACGUCGUCGGGGAGUAAGUGUCGAAGGGUGGCGGCGGAGGUGACGACGCGUAGGAGGUGGCGGAGGAGGAGGGUGGUGGUGACCGUGGAAAAGACGACUCCUGCGACGUGAGUCGCGAGCCGUGGCUGGUGGUGGUGAAGUGGCCACGAAAAGAGUAGAGUAACGGUUUUCUGGCCGACGAGGGAAAGAACAGAGGCUUGGUGGUGGCGUUUGUGAAGGCAACCUGUGGCAAGAUGGGCUGCGCCAUGUCCGCGGAAGAGCGGGCCGCACUGGCCCGUAGCAAACAGAUAGAGAAAAAUCUGAAGGAGGAUGGUAUUCAAGCCGCCAAGGACAUCAAGUUGUUAUUACUUGGUGCCGGCGAAUCUGGAAAAAGUACCAUCGUUAAACAAAUGAAAAUUAUUCAUGAAAGUGGAUUUACACCUGAAGACUUUAAGCAGUAUAGGCCCGUAGUGUAUAGCAACACGAUACAAUCUUUAGUCGCUAUUCUCAGAGCGAUGCCAAAUUUGGACAUCAACUUUUCGACCAAUGAGAGAGAGCCGGACGCGAAAAUGGUAUUUGAUGUGAUCCAAAGAAUGGAAGAUACGGAGCCAUUUAGUGAGGAACUUUUGGCUGCGAUGAAUAGACUCUGGGCUGAUAGCGGGGUCCAACAAUGUUUUGGCAGGAGCAACGAGUAUCAACUCAACGAUUCGGCAAAAUAGUUCAACGGCGUAUUGAUCGUCGAUGACGUUACGCCACGCCCGAUCACGUGGUCUAAAAUGGCCGACAUCAUCCCUACCACUUUUCUGUCUGCUUGAUACUAUGUUUCCUCGUUUUUACCUCCCACCCUCAAUUGUUUCUCGUUUGAUUCCGCUGUUACCGCUUCUCUCUGUACGCUAAGAGGAACAAGAAAAUAUAGUGAUACAUAAGAAUAUAAGAAUACAACAAGCUGGAAUGAAAAACAA